Messenger RNA from Malania oleifera, 633 nucleotides. RefSeq lists its product as uncharacterized. The record is from RefSeq and is a predicted model, not a curated record. NCBI's taxonomy places the organism in Eukaryota, Viridiplantae, Streptophyta, Magnoliopsida, Santalales, Ximeniaceae. The coding region runs from base 1 to 549 and encodes 182 amino acids. The transcript is spliced from 2 exons.
AUGGAAGAUCUUGGUGAAGCAAAGAAGAUACUUGGCAUAGAGAUAUGCAGAGACAGAUUUCAGUAUAUAAAUUGGAGUUCAAGCCAUGAAGCGAAACUAACUUCAGUUCAGCUAGCAUCUGUUGCAGCAUCAAUUCGAGUUGAUCUCUGCGAACGGAAGAAGCUAAUGGGUGGCGGUCAGCUCAGGCGACUUCCUCACACUUUCUCCAGGGUCCUGGAGCUCCCCCUUAAGUCUACUGCUGAUGUGUCCAUUGAAGAGAGCUCCGACUGCUUUCGCUUCAUCGCCGCAGCAAGUGCAAUUGGUAAUGUCAGUGCCCAUGUAACAGAAGCAAUCUCGGGGUUUACAAAGAUUUUGAUUAUAGGGAGUAAUGUUCUUGAACUCUCAUGGGAUGAUCUUGAGAUUGACAAAUGGAGGUUCAGGCUUCCGCCAUCAGCGAGGCCGGAAAUGGUGACCACCAGUCAUGUUGACGGGAAGCUUAUAGUAAUUGUGCCAAAAAGUGUAAAGGGGGGCUUGAGGGAAGGCCUGGCUCGGCCUAUCCUUGUAAAAUAAAAAGAUUCUUUUCUUUCUUUUCUGACUCCAAUUUUCCGUAUGCUUAAAGCUUGCCAAUACAACUAGCUAUUUUAUGAUCACAAA